Phanerochaete carnosa HHB-10118-sp is the source of this 1170-nucleotide messenger RNA. RefSeq lists its product as uncharacterized. Lineage: Eukaryota; Fungi; Basidiomycota; Agaricomycetes; Polyporales; Phanerochaetaceae. The coding region runs from base 1 to 1170 and encodes 389 amino acids. The record is from RefSeq and is a predicted model, not a curated record. The transcript has 4 exons.
AUGUCGCCUCAUGUUUCUCACGUGCCAUUACUAGGGCAGGGUGGUGUAGAGGGUACCACGGACCCCAACAGACUUGUCCAUCAGUACAAACAACUCGAGGAAGAUCCAGGCACCUUCAUGCUGGACAUGUAUAGGGACACCAUACGGCGGAAUCAUCAAGAGCCUCACUCACAACGUUCUCGCGCCAACGUGGUGUCAGACAUCGUCAGCUCUAUCAAGCAGGCUCGUUUGGCGGGCAAUCUGUACUUGGAUGAUCUACUCCGCACGGACUUCAUGUCUGUAGUGCUCAACAUUAUCCUGGAUGGCCACUUCUGUGGAUUCAGCAAAGACGAACUGCUGUGCUGGUCCACAAAUCUGACUGACUACCUCGAGAAUGUCAAACCAUACGUCGUGUGGACGAUAACACUAUUCACUGUUUGCUUAGACGCUGCCAUCUCGGUUUGGGAGUCCAGCUUUCCCGCGUCAUCUGCGCAAUACAGAGAGCUUUCCGUGGUUUUUCAUUCCCUACUCCGUGCCAGCUCAAAAUUCUGGGAUGCACUUUGGGAGAUCAGGACCCCGUUCUUGGAUUCGCAGCCUGUUCCCUCAGAGGCCACGCACUCUCCUGUCGACAUGGUCGACCAAAUAAUAACCGACUUUGCCACGUUGAGCUGGUUCAUUGAGCGAAGACUCGGGCCAUCAUGGCCCGCAACGAUCAGAGCACCGUCCUGUCGCAUAGCCCAUGUUAUGGUUGCCUGCUGGAUAUGGGGCUCACAGGAAGUACGGCGCCACACCGCCCUGGAGCAGGCGAUGAUAAUGGCAGGGGACAGGUGCCAAAGCCCUGCUCAUGGUUCUGGGUACACUAAGAUUUUUCAAAACGAACUACAAGUCGCAGGCUGCACGGGACCAAUGCAAGUCGCUGGGGCUAUCCUGAGAGAUUACAGGGGCGAGUUCAGAGGUGUCAACCAGAUGCUCCACGCACUGUUGUGGGCCCUCACGGUGCUUCGUCCAGACAAAAAAAGCCCAAUGACGUCGAGCCCAGACGUCGAACGGGCACUUCUUAUGGGGGCUCUAGCAGCUGCGAGGACACAGGCGUGCGUGGUCAACGUCACAGAUAACGGGUGGGAGCUCGGUAUGGAUCUUCUAUGCUUCUUCAUCACAAAUCUUCAGAACGAUGUGUCCAUGCUAUCGUAG